Molecule: messenger RNA, 2826 nt
Organism: Dromaius novaehollandiae (emu)
Lineage: Eukaryota; Metazoa; Chordata; Aves; Casuariiformes; Dromaiidae
Gene: RNPC3
Product: RNA binding region (RNP1, RRM) containing 3
Exons: 15
Coding region: 106-1728 (540 amino acids)
Biological process (GO): mRNA splicing, via spliceosome
Cellular component (GO): U12-type spliceosomal complex
Molecular function (GO): U12 snRNA binding; protein binding; pre-mRNA intronic binding
Source: RefSeq, a predicted model, not a curated record
GGCCGAGGCGGCCGCUUCCGCCCUCCGUAGCCCUCGCGGGAUUUGCGGGGGCCGCUCGCCCUUCCGGGUCCGCGCGGCGGCUGGCGCCGGCCCCCGCGCGCGGCGAUGGCGGCGCCGAUGGCGGCGCCGGGCUCCGAGGAGGCGCGGGCCAGCGGGGCGCUGGGGGCGGCCGGCGGCCCCGGCCCGCCGCCGCACCCCGGCCCGCCGCCGCACCCCGCGUCCGGCCCCGGUCCCCCGCUGCACCCCGGCGUCGCGCGGCGGCGCGGCCGGACGCUGCUGGUGCGGCACCUGCCCGCCGAGCUGGCGGCGGCGGAGAAGGAGGAUCUGCUGAAGCACUUCGGCGCGGUGGCCGUGCGCGUCCUGUCAGACCACGGGCGGCUGAAACAUACUGCUUUUGCUACAUUCCCCAGCGAAAUUGCAGCUGCAAAGGCCUUGUCAAGACUGCAUCAGCUGAAACUUUUAGGUCACACUUUAGUUGUUGAAUUUGCGAAGGAGCAAGAUAGCAUACAGGUACUUAGCCAGCCUUCACUCUCAGAGAAGAGUAAAAGCUCAGAGGAGCCAGUGAAAGAAGAAGAGAAGAAAGAAUCAAGCUGUCUUAAAAUAGACAAUGGAAUUGCUCCCAGCCAUGGCCUCACCUUUCCCAUCAAUUCUUGCCUCAAAUAUUUGUAUCCACCACCUUCAAGUACAAUUCUAGCAAAUAUAGCAAAUGCUUUGGCAAGCGUGCCCAAAUUCUAUGUACAGGUACUUCAUCUUAUGAAUAAAAUGAAUCUUCCUCCACCUUUUGGACCAAUUACUGCUCGUCCUCCUAUGUAUGAAGAGUAUUUACCAGUGCCUGUGCCACCUCCCCCAAUCCCACCUCUGCCUCCUGAAGAGCCACCUUUGCCUGAGGAGGAAGAAGAGCAAGCAUCUAGUGGAGAAGAAUCAGAGUAUGAAAGUGAUAGUGAGGAAAAAGAGAGAAUGACCAAGUUGAUGGAAUUAGCAACCCUUCAGCCUAAAAGACCAAUAAACACGAAGAGGCGUGGUGUUAGAAAAAAACAAAGAAUUAAAGACUUACUGAAUGUUCCUGUGUGCACUCCCCACAGUAAUUUGCACCCUACACUGUCACCUUCAGAUGUCUUUGAACAGCCUCAACAUAUAGGUCAUAAAAAAAUUGAAUUUCAUAUUACUACUGACAUCCCAGCUGUUCUUCAGAUAAACUCAGAAAGAGAAGAAAAAAAUGAUCUUUAUGCAACCACAGAAGAAAUGAAUAAUGCAGGAUUUGGAAAGAUUUUCCCAACUCCUAUCUCAAAUGAUACAAUGGAAUUGGAAGAGGAGAAUGAUGAAAUACCAUCAGAAUUUAUUUCUAGAAGGGAACUAGAAAAAAACAGACUUUCUAGAGAAGAAAUGGAAAAAUUUUCUGUUUUCAAAAACUAUGAGGCAGGUGAUCCAAAUUGCAGGAUAUAUGUGAAGAAUUUAGCCAAACAAGUUCAAGAAAAGGAUCUCAAGUUCAUUUUUGGAAGAUACGUUGACUUUCAGUCAGAAAUGGAACGAAAUAUGUUUGAUAUACGUUUAAUGAAAGAAGGCCGUAUGAAGGGACAGGCUUUCAUCGGACUACCUAAUGAAAAAGCAGCUGCUAAAGCUUUAAAAGAAGCAAAUGGAUAUGUGUUAUUUGAAAAACCCAUGGUGGUUCAAUUUGCUCGUUCAGCUAGACCAAAACAGGAUUCCAGUGAAGGGAAAAGAAAAAAAUAGAACACCACAAAAGAAACAUUCCUGCGUAAAUACUGCAGUAAUACUGUCAUGCAGAGUGUAUCCUUUCUUGUUGUAUCCUUUUUUGUACAAUGUUUCCCAUAGCACUCUACCUCUUAAGUUUUCUUUUAGAGUAGGUGUGGGGAGGAGUUUACACAUUUUAGAGCUUGAACUAAUCCCGUAACUUUAAAAACAAAUGGCACUUCUUCAGGGGAAGGAAUUAAUGAGUUGUCUCUAUUGCUUGAAUGGACAUAAUGAAGUUACCUAGUCUCAAAAUGUGAUCUCUGCAUUCUUCCUCAAAGGCUGUAAACUUCUUUAAUUUGCAGUCUAAUUGUGGAGCUGUGCUGGUCUCACACUGAGAAUUUCUUCUUGUUUUUCUUUAAUAAAAUAUCUGUUGGUUAAAAAACAUUGCAAAGCAGUCCAUUAAAUUACUACAGUGUUGAGCUGUAUUUUAGAACAUUUAAUGAUUACUGUUGUCCUGGUUUAUGAGCAACAAUCCCUAGUUGAUUUACUUUGAACAUUUCUAAUUUUUUAGAAUAGAGAACAAAAUCUAACAGUGUCUCACAAUGAAGUAAUGGAGCUUGAAAUGAAGUUAUUAAUCAUUGCUGCUUUUUUGUUUUUUUUUAGAUUUUCUGCAUUGUGGUAGUGUUGUUGGCAGUGAUUUAUAUUUUUUUUGUGAAUUUUGUGUUACAUUAUUCUGUUUAAUUCAUAUUAAUAUAAAUUUUAUACAGCCUGUUAUAUAUUAAGUUAAAUUUUUUCAGAGAUUCCAUGCUUUUCUAAAUAUCAAGCAUCUUCCAAUUUAGCUGUCAAAAGAAAGCGCACACCCUUAUUUUCUGGUCAUUCGUACUUUUAACAUGCCUUUAUGAUGUUCCAGGUCGCUUUUGUGUUCCAUCUCUUUCAAGUAUUAUCAAGCUGAGAGAAGAAGCAGUGAUCAUCAGGACUCUUGAACUGUGCGUAGUAGCAUUUCUAAACUAUUUAAGACAGAGUAUAAAUUUGCUCAUCUAAAAGAUUCCAGAUGUCUUUAAACAGUCACAGGACUUUUAUGACAAGUGUAUGCUAAUUUGCUUGUAAAAUCUCUAAUAAAUUAUUCCUUUCUCUUCA